AUGACUCUAUUCGUUGGGAAUGCAAAUCAAGAGGUGCGGACUCAGCUUACCGUAUCAACGGCCGUGCCGCGGAACUCAGGAUACUCACCUAUCCGCUGCUUUGAGCACGUGGAACCCUCUUCCAUCAUCCGUGGCACGACUCUCGCAGCCAAGUCCCCCGCGUUCAAGGGGAGCGGAAUGAAGUUUGGCUCGGCGAAGAAGACGAAGCAGGCAGAGUUGUUGGACGCAGCGCUUGGGGGUGAGGUGUUGGCUACCACGGGCUUGGGGGUGGAGGAGAGGACAGAGCCGACAAAACCAACGCAGGCACUGAGUAAUCAGGUCCAUGCCAGGGUUAGCCCGAUCUCUGCAUUACUGUCCGUUAUCCGUCUCCUUUCCUCGACCAUUUUAUCCUAUGUUUCCUCGCAUUCUUCUCCCGGAAUCCUUCUCCUGCCAUGCUUCACCACCACCGCUUUUUCUUUUCCACCAACUCAAGGUGACAACAUGGAGUUUGUGGAGCCUAAGUGA
Molecule: messenger RNA, 504 nt
Organism: Laccaria bicolor S238N-H82
Lineage: Eukaryota; Fungi; Basidiomycota; Agaricomycetes; Agaricales; Hydnangiaceae
Exons: 4
Coding region: 1-504 (167 amino acids)
Source: RefSeq, a predicted model, not a curated record